Molecule: messenger RNA, 396 nt
Organism: Morchella importuna
Lineage: Eukaryota; Fungi; Ascomycota; Pezizomycetes; Pezizales; Morchellaceae
Exons: 3
Coding region: 1-396 (131 amino acids)
Source: RefSeq, a predicted model, not a curated record
AUGCAGUUCUCCACCAUCCUCCUCACUCUCGUUUCCGCUGCUACCAGCGCCCUCGCUGUUACUGCAGCCUACGACACUACCUAUGACACUAGCAGUCUCUCUACCCUCGUUCUCGCCUGUUCUGACGGCGUCAACGGCCUCUACACCAAAGGCUAUCAAACUCUUGGAUCUGUCCCCAAUUACCCUUACGUUGGCGCUGUCGAGACCGUUGCGGGAUGGAACUCUGCCAACUGCGGCAAAUGCUAUAGUGUGACUUAUGGCUCUACCACUAUCAAAGUUACUGCUGUUGACCACGCGGCUUCUGGGGUGUGGCUUUGGGCAGAGUCGAUGUUACUUAUACGGAGACUGCUUGUUAAAAGCCUCCAAACUUUUCAAGUGGCGGUUCAUAUAAGAUAA